Messenger RNA from Anopheles marshallii, 6006 nucleotides. RefSeq lists its product as uncharacterized. Gene Ontology annotation, biological process: intracellular signal transduction; protein phosphorylation; microtubule cytoskeleton organization. Gene Ontology annotation, molecular function: ATP binding; tau-protein kinase activity; protein serine/threonine kinase activity. Gene Ontology annotation, cellular component: cytoplasm. Bases 1 to 6006 code for a protein of 2001 amino acids. Lineage: Eukaryota; Metazoa; Arthropoda; Insecta; Diptera; Culicidae. The record is from RefSeq and is a predicted model, not a curated record. The transcript is spliced from 12 exons.
AUGGUGAUAGGCGAGCAGGUGGAAGGCGGCGAGGCGAUGCCUCCGUCGCCGCAACAGUUCCCUCCACAGAAGGCAACGAUAGAGAACAUCAUGAGCGGCAUAGAGAAUACCGGUGCGGUGAAGAUGAACAAUCAUAGGAAAAAACUUCGUCAAAGAUUUGACAUAAUAAAAAAGCUCGGCCAGGGCACCUACGGCAAGGUGCAGCUCGGUAUCAACAAGGAAACCGGCCAGGAGGUGGCCAUCAAGACGAUCAAGAAGAGCAAAAUAGAAACGGAAGCUGAUCUCAUUCGGAUACGGCGCGAGGUACAGAUUAUGAGCUCCGUCCAGCAUCCCAACAUAAUACACAUUUACGAAGUAUUUGAAAACCGUGAAAAAAUGGUACUAGUCAUGGAGUUUGCGGCCGGUGGCGAGCUGUACGAUUAUCUGUCCGAACGGAAGGUGCUAGCGGAGGAGGAAGCACGCCGCAUCUUUCGCCAGGUAUCGACCGCCAUCUACUACUGUCACAAGCACAAAAUUUGCCAUCGCGAUCUGAAGCUCGAGAACAUUCUGCUGGACGAGAACGGUAAUGCGAAGAUUGCCGACUUCGGGCUCUCGAACGUGUUCGACGAACAGCGGCUGUUGGCCACGUUCUGCGGUUCGCCGCUGUACGCAUCGCCCGAAAUCGUCAAGGGUACGCCCUACCUAGGUCCCGAGGUGGACUGUUGGUCGUUGGGUGUGCUGCUCUACACGCUAGUCUACGGCGCCAUGCCGUUCGAUGGAGCCAACUUCAAGCGGUUGGUGAAACAGAUCAGCCAGGGCGAUUACUUCGAGCCGAAGAAACCUUCCCGCGCUUCGCCGCUCAUACGCGAGAUGCUAACCGUGUGUCCCUCGCACCGUGCCAACGUCGAGCAGAUAUGCAACCACUGGUGGGUGAACGAAGGCUACGAGGAAUCGUGCCUGGACCUGGCCGAAGAGCUUGCCAACCAGACGCCCGUCCGGUUGGAUGUGUUACUAUCGCUCGCACCACCCUCGGUAACGGCCGAUCAGCUGCUGGUGGGUAACGGGCAGGAGGACGCCAAGGCAAAGGAUCGUAUCCAGCGUAGCCACUCGAUGGGUUCAAUCGUCGACAUGGGUGGUACUGAGGCGGAGCGGCGAAUUCUCGACAUGGUGGCGGCCGGUGGUGAGGCGGCGUUGAUGCCAUCGCCAACGCGCACCAUCACACCGGCCGAAGCGGCCGCUGGCAGUCCGGCGCAGACGAAGCGCAAACUUGAAACGACAGUGUCUACCGAAAACGCGACCGGUGCGGUUAAGAAGAAGGACAAAGCGGACCCACCAUCACCGGCACAGCCGCGCAUACCGGAAGACAUGGACGUGGAGGAGUUGGCCGCGGCGGCAAAGCCGUCGGAGCAGGAGCAGCAAAGCGCGGCCGAACCUAAGGAACAAUCCACUCAGGAAGAUAAACCCACCGAACCGUCGACCAAGUCGGGCGAGCCAAACAAAUUACAAGCACAGGAAGUGUUGGAAGAUUUGCAAAAUCUAGAAAAUAUGUGUGACGAACUGCUCCUGGAAGCGGCGGCCCAACCGCAAGCGCCAUCUGUCGAGAAUAGUGGCACUGUCGGAAAGGGACAAUCGGAACCGGUGGCAGCCGGUAAUGGGGCUGCUUCCGUGCCUUCAACACCGGAAACACCACCCAAAACCGUAUCGGGCGUGCGAGCGAAGCUGGAGAAGCUGGAAAAGGGCGAUACGGAGCAGAAACCGAUCGUACCGACGACGGCCAUACCUGCCGUGAGGAAGAUUUUCGGCAAGAACAAAACAACCGAUCUCACGUCCGCUAUCAACGAGGUUAACUCGCGAAAGGGUGGCGAUGAAAAUCAACCGUCGGGCACUACGCACCGCUCUGCUAGCAGUGUCGAGCGGAAGAACAGCUUACCGGACGAAAGUCUGGCACGGACAGCCGAACGGCGCAAGUCACGCAUCCUCGAGACGGCCGAAAAGUUCCAGAACUUAAACCAGCAGGCGGGCAACGGUGACAAGUUCAAGAAGUUUGUGUUACCGGGCGGUGGCGUACCGACCGUAGGCAACUACAAGAAAGAGUUUGAACGCAAGACUGGUCUGAACACCUCGUCCACCUUCACAAAACCGCCGGCCCCACAGACGGCCACGCUGGACCAACGGAAACGAUCCGAUUCGUACGAGCAGGACCAGCAGGAGGAGUGCGCCUCCACACCGGGAACGCCGCCCGCAUUCGCCGGUUCGGCGAAGAAUUUGGCAGGCUUCCAGCAGCAGCAAGUGUACGAUGAGCUGUCUGCGGCGACCAAAUCGGACGAUGAGGUGAAGGAAAGCGAUUCGAAAAGUUCGGUCGGCAGUUUUUCGCUCGAGGAUGCCCGCCGCUCGAUGGAGAACUCGAUUGCGAUGCUGAAUCGGGUGAAAACGACUGACCCGAGCGCACCGUCAACGCCGACCUCGAUCGAUCUGCUGUGUGCCCGCACCGAGAGCGUCUCGAUGGUGGAGGACAACGAACGGGAGCGCAAGUUGAAGAACGCUCGCGAGAUCAUCGGCAAUGCGAUACCGAUCGGGCGGCUACGCAAACCACCGAUGCCGUUCGGUGCGAACGGACGUUCGACCACCGGUACGCUUGGUAUCAACAAACCGUACCGGAUGGGUUCGGAAACGCCUGAACCACGCUGUGACACUAUGUCCAUCCCGAGAAAGGUAUCCAUCGGAAGUAUCCCAACGCCACCGAAGGAUGAAACGAAAACGUCGCACGCGGAAAUCACACUCAAAUCGGCAACGCUUCCACGGCGAAAGUUAUCCAAGCCGCUGGAACUACAAGGAGAUCCGCAAAUGAAGGUGGACCAGCAACGUAUGCAACAACCACCGCCCCAACCUGCCUUCGCACCGAUGCGCUUCUCGACGGAGAUUCAGCACCAGAUGCCGGAUCUACGCAGCGCACCUAUCGGGCGCGAUCAUCCGCCCGCCUUCGCACCGAUGGCCCAUCAACAUCAGCAGCAUCUGCACCAUCGGGCAAACAGCCUGGAACCGCAGGGCAAAGAGCAAGCAGGGCCCUUUGCCGGACCGCAAAAACCACCCACAUAUCAGCGAACGGCAUCCGGUGCGUACGGUGCCGGUGCUUACGGUCCAUCCCCGGUGGGUUCACAGACAGGUCACAGGGGUUCGCUGUCGCGCCAGUCAACGAACGAGUCAAACGACUCGGACAACACCAUCUCGCAGGGUCCGAUAUCGACGAACGCUUCCGGCAUGAUGUCCGGUACGGUUAGUACCAGCGGUAGCACCACGAUGCCGAUCAAGAAGAGCCCACGGGAGUACAUUAUACCGAUCGCUGUCGAGGGUGGUGGUAUUGUGACGCCACGCGCCAACAGUUUGGAACCGUCCGAAUCGAAUGCGUCUUCCGGUGUAUCCGGUGCUGCCGGGUUCGGUAUGAAACCGCGCCUUGGCAGACCGCGUCGUCUAGGCUCCCUGCUGGCUGAGAAUGACGGCGAGGCGGGUGACGUAACGUCCUUCCCACGACUGAACAGACAUACCUCGCUGGGACGUGAGAGCGAUUCCGAGGAACCUAAAUUCCACAUGAUGCAUCGCCUCAGGAGCACACGACCAUCGAAACGUGGUACGGCAGACCCGAACGAAUCGGCCAGUUCGGGCGAAGAGGACGAUGACGAUGGUUUCGAAAUACUGACCGCGGAAAAUCUCUUCUCCACGCUUCUGUCUCGGGUACGUGCACUGACCAAUCGUUUGAAUGUGAACGACGUUAACUCUUCGAGGUUCCCGGCGUCACGCUUCAUGAACAAUCUGCGCCAAACACAGGCACCGUUCUGGCAUCAUCAGGAUCCCUUCGGAAGGAACCUGACCGAGGGUGGCAAUGCGGCCAAUGCCUGGCGCCACAGCAUGUCGCGAGACUUGAGCACGGACAUCGAUUCAAUGUUUUCGCGUAGCGGAGCGACACUUCCAAGAGGCGCUAGACUCAGAACACAAAGUAAUCAUGUAACGAAUAGUAAUAACAACAGCAACCAAAACCACUACCAUCACCAUCAUCAGCAACCGCCACCAGUGCCACCAAACAGCAGCAGCAACAGCAUUCGUAGUAGUUAUAACAAUAGAUAUAGCUAUCAUCAACCCGCAUCUAACCAUGCCCCCAACUCCACCUCCUCCUUCUACAAGGAUCUGGCAUCCUUGGCCGCGUACGGCAACGGCGUCGGUAGCAGCGACAGCGGUCGGGACGGCAGCACGUCCAGUGCGCCCAGCAGUGGCGCAGUUGGUGGCGGUAAUGACGACGAGAGCAGCGUAUCUAGCACGCUCAGUACCAGCAAUGGGAACGGCUAUCGACAUCCGCCGUCCGCACGGGGUAAUUCCGGCGAACCAGACAUAGCGACGACUGCGCCAACUACGGCGGACAGUGGGUUGAUGGAGGAAAACCUGGAUUUGCGCGAUCUCGAUCUCUCCCAGCUACGAUUGUCCAAGCGCGAUCUGGAAACGCUGUCCAGCAUUACGCCCGCGCUGUCCCAGCGUGUGCAGGAGCAGCUGCUGGCACAGCUUCCACCGCAACAGGCGCGAAAGCUCUCCCGCACCCUGUCGAUGCAGAACGGCGGUGCUGGAACGUCCGCAGCAGGAGCUGCAGCAAACCAGCGCCUGUAUCGUCGAAGCUACAGCAACAGUUCCGGCAAUCGAUCACUGGACGCCACGGCCGAGUAUGGUGCCGCGGGCAAUGGGUGGAGCACCGCAGGCGGCAGUGAGCUACGGCGCCGAGGAGGAAGUCAACCGCGGGACAUUCUUUCGCCCCCGCCAGCCUACCAAACAGCGGCGCCACUGUACGAAAAGUACGCCCCGUACGGUACGAGCAUUCCAGCGGUCCACAGUGGGGGUGAUUCAUCCGAUCCGGACGCGGAAAGCGUCAUCGAGCGUAUCCGGCGCAAGAGCUACUACACACGCUUCAACGACACGAAGAAACCGGCCAAACGGGCCUCGGCCAGCAAUCUGGGUGGGCUCGCUGGGAGCGGCAGUACCGCGGGGAUGGGCCACAUGAAGGACACUACCGGCAGCAACAGUUACGGGUACUACGGUAGUGCCACGGGCGGUGCCGGUCCCGGCACGGUGCGCGAGAAGUCACUGUCGCGCGGUGGUUCCUCUUCCUACAUUCUGCGCCCGAACAAAGAAUCGUCCUUCAGCGGAGUCGGUAAGUACGACACAACCGGUUACGCUACGCUCGGUCGUACCGAGCAUCCCCAUCGCGGGUACGCGACGAUGGUGAACCUCACCAAGGCGAACCGAAGCGCUGCACGACUGCGCAACAGUAGCCUGGAUGUAGUUCCGCUGGCAUCCGCAUCCGCUGACUAUCAACAUCACCAAGCACCACACUUCCACCACCACCAUCACCAUCGUCAGCAACCGUCGCUAGGAGCGUCGCUUUCACGUACCGGAUCGCGGCUCCUAUCCACCGACGAUGAUCCACUGACCGACGGUCUUAACUACAACAAUCUCAUCAACAACAACAGUCCCAACACCAGCAAUCACAAAUAUACACGCAACACCUACUACGAAAGUACUGCCGUGCCGUCAGCGUACGGAACGUACACACCGAGACGUCGCUCCUCAUUCGUGGCCGGCGGGUACGGGUCGUCUAAUAUCGCUUCAUCCUCUUCAUCGAUUGCGCUAGAUCUGCUCAAGGACCAUCGGGAUGGCUCGGGGAGCCACGGAAAUCUGGCAACCACGGCCUCUUCCUCCUCCUCCAACACACUGUCCGCGUCGGAGAACUAUGGCUUCGGUGGCAGUAACAGCAGCAGCACGGCAUCGCGCACCAUUCGUCCGUACGAGACCAGGAGUAGUUCGCUGCUCACUCCAACGGCGUUACGUGAGGCGGGACGUUACAGCGGCCGAUACGAUAGUGGCACACUAACCAACAAAGCACUGCAACUAAUCAAAAGCCGACUCUAUUCCCUCUUGCUCCGGGUUACAACCACAACCGGCGGUUCCUCGGAUACUGUCCACCACCAUCCUACCAACGCCCGAUGGUGA